This is a messenger RNA of Staurois parvus, 353 nucleotides long. Lineage: Eukaryota; Metazoa; Chordata; Amphibia; Anura; Ranidae. The record is from the annotation of a GenBank genome assembly.
UGUCUCCAUAGGGGAGAUUUCUCUUCACUUCCUGUCCCAAAACAGGAAGUGAGAGGAAAUCCCUCAAAAGUGAGCUGUCACCAGAACCAGUGUCCCCAUCGGUUGAUUCCCCUCUAUUCCUCUUCUGGUGACAACCCGACAUUUGGGGUUUUCUUUUACUUUUGCCAGGGGCGGACUGACAACUCAUGGGGCCCCGGGCAAUAGGGGAUCAUGGGGCCCCUGUGUCCUUGCCCAAACUCAAAAAAGUCUAUGAAAAAGGUACCAGGGGCAUCUCAUGGGGCCCCCUACUGACCCGGGGCCCUCGGGCAGUGCCCGAGUUUCCAAAUGGUCAGUCCGCCCCUGUUCCUAGCUGU